AUCCUUGUCAAAUCAGUCCAGUCUUGUGCCACCACCCUGAAGUCAGCAGGACAAUUCAUCCGUCCAUCCGUUCGUUCCUCGUGCUUUCGCGCGUCAAUCACUCUAAGCACUUCUUCUCCUUUCUCUGUCUCUUUCUCUCUCUCAUCUUUGUUUCCUCCCUUCUCCAAGCACGAGCAAGAGUUCUGGACUCAACGGAAAAUGUAUGGGUCGAACUCGCAGCCCAGCUCCAGAGACGCGACACACACCGGGCCGAUACAACCAGAAUGGCGUCUCGCGCCCAAGACCAGUACUGCGACGCCGCAACAUCCCCCACAGCCCGCAUGGCAGGCAACCCCUCCUCUGCCAGUGCGCCCAUCACCUAACCCCGGUGGUAUACGACCGACUGCUAGUCCUUCCCCGGUGAAUAACGGGGGCGCAACCGCCUCUCCAACGCUCAAUCCGGCAGGAUUAGAUACGACUUCAUGGGGAGUGAAAUAUAACAGGCAGCAGUCUCAGGCUUCAAGCCCCCCACCUCUACCGCCUCGACCUCCAAGCACAACACACACACAAUCUAUCCAGGCAUCUUCUCCUGCCGUGGGCUCGUUAGACGCCACAAGACCUCUGUCGGGAACUCCAGUGCAGGCAGCCCAACAUGUACCGAAUCCAAAUUCUCAAUGGCCAACGAGUGUUCCCUCAUUUGCGCCUCAGCAACAGGAUCAUUCGACAGCGACACAGCGCCCGCCCCCGCCUCCUAUUCCUUAUGGUUUCCAGGACUUCGUUUCCCAUCCCGGCAGCCAAGCGCAGAGCUAUCUGCAAUUUCCGCCAUAUUCUAGCGCCGUCCCCAUCCAGCAUCAUGAUUUCCUCGUACAGCAACCCACCACGACAAUACCGAUUGACACCAGCCUCGUAGGGUCUGCAGCGCCUGCUAUGGGAAAUGUUCCAGCUACAAGUGCCCAACAAGCUCAUUUCUCGCAAUCCUCGCGACAAUCAGAAUCCCAGUCUCCAUGGGUUUACGAGACAGCUGCUAGCCUAGCCCCUGAAUUGCGGCCAGUCGCCGCGCCUCCAGUUCCACCCAAAACUAAUCCCGCUCCAACCGCGGUCAGCGCCUCGGCUCUAGGCCCAGGCACUCCUCCCGACGUGGGCAAAUUAUCGCCGAUACCAGGGAGAUCUGACGAUGUUGUGGCAUCUCCUGCUCUUCUCAAGCAUGAAUUGGUCCACGCAGUAAACUCGGUACAUUCCUCUGAUUUGUCUGAGACAACAGUUCUAGCAUUUCAUGGGUCUCGUAGUAGUUCCGGGCUGCCUCCAUCGGACUCGCACACAGGUUAUAGCAGCAUGCAACCGGAGAUCCAAGAUUCACCCGUGAGUAUCGAUACAGUACAAGACGGUCAUGAGUCACCACUACCCACUAGGAUAAAUGUCAGAAUGAAUAGCAGUGAAUCUAUACCCAGCUCUGUUUCUACGUCAGAAACUGCGGAGAGUAUCGAUGGAGUCAUUGAAGCAUGGACUCGGCCUCUCACCACAGACCUACACAAACCAGGCCUGCUAGAUGAUGUAGAGCCAGAACAUGCGGCGCAGGAAGAGGGAGAACCCAACCUGAGACUGACCGGAACUAAGGUUGGCGAAAGGGAGGUCUCUAAGCGGACAACACUUCCAGCACUGGAUCGGCCUGACCCUUUUGACGAUCUGGAUACCUGGUCUAGAUCUUCCGUGGAACGAUAUGUGGCGAUGUUGCGAAAGGAAGCUGUGGCAGACACUGACUCAGAUCGAUUUGAGAUCUUUACAAGCUUCAUGGCUAAAGAGACGAAGCUACGUGAAGUCCUAUACAAUAUCGAACCUGCUUCCAAGGGUACUGAACAGAAGACGAGUGUCACUCCUCUUUCAGCAACACCGACAUCUUAUGCAAGCAGAAGCGAUACCGAUCACGCGUUCCCUCCUGUAGAGUCUGGGUUGAUUCCGGUAGAGACUGAGGAACCUACCAUCACUGCGGAGAAUUUUGGAGAUGGCAGCUACAGCCCCGGCGGUCGGCCGAUCCUGAGGGUACACACACCCGGUCUUGUAGGCCUGGGAAGUUCUUCGGCACAAGCUGUGGCCGGACCCUACGGUGGACAGACACCAUCCUCGAGACCUGCUUCUGUGCCGCCCACUAUGAUGAAUUUUGCGGCACAUAAGCAGGAUCUGCCACCUCUGGCUAGCAAUCCCCCUCAACCGAUUUAUACACCAUUUCGCUACACAGAGGGUCCGCAGAGGGGAUCUGAUGCACUUGUCUUUGAUCGUCCAGCAUACCAAGCCUAUUCUGCCUUGCGUCAAGCAUCUGCCGAAAGCGGACGAGUGAUGUCAAAUGGCUUGGUCCUUUCGUCGGAAGAGCUGCCAUUGCCUGCAGAGACCUUGGACCAUGCAAGGCAGGACGAGACAUUUAUUGGUCUCAUUAGGGAGAAAAGCCUCGCUUACCGGAAAACGGCUUCCCAGAAGUUGCCCACUCUCCCACCGCUUCCCGCUUCCCUCAGGCAAGGCAGAUUACCCGACCCCUUGGACGAAAUGCGCUCAAUUGUGUCUUCGUCAAUCGGCAAAGAAUCUAUGCGUGCCGUGAGUACGACUACUGGAAAGACAUCUGAAGAGAUGACCGACGAUUUCUCGUACAUUCAGAAGGCGAUAAAGACUUGGGUCGCGUCGAACGAGUCUCGUAGAGUGAGGCUGGAAAAAGAACGUACCCGACGUCAGGAGGAGUCCGAAAGACACAUCGAUGUCCUUUUCAACGGAAAGGAGAUAGGUUAUGCUGAUAUAAAUGUCCUUGAGGAAGAGUUUCGCCAGAAAGAGGCGCGCUGUCAAUUGGAGGAAGAAAGGCAAGAACUAAAUGAUUUCAUUGCACGCGUUUUCGACCCGCUAGACAAACGCUUGAGAGAGGAAGUCCUUGCGUUGCAGACAGAUUAUGAAGCAGCUCUUGCUCGGCUUGACAACGAUGGAAGCACAUCCCAAGAUAAGGUCAAGGACCACAGUCAUCUGUCUAAAACAAUGAGGGAUGUCAAUGAGAUCUAUCAGAGUCUUGAAGCCCGCUAUCAGAAGCGACUCGAGAUUGCUUUGGAUCGUGAACGUCGACGGAAGAAGGCUGAGAGACGACCCCUCGUGUUCAUUGGCGACUCGACUGCCCUUAAACGGUUGGAUCAAGAAUUUGAUCAGAUGGAGACGCGCAAUAAGUUGGAAGCUGCUCGUGAGCGAGAUGCUAGGGCCAAUCGAUUAAUGGAUUCGUUCGAUGAUGUUAUCAUGCAUGGCCUAGGGGAGAACCAGAGGAUUCUCGACGACAUUACUGCGAAGAUGUCACGAAUCGACGCUGCAAGCCUUCGUUUCUCGAGUCUCUCGGAGGCUGAAAUUGUGAACUUACUCGAGUCAGUCAAUCGGAUCGUUGAAUACUUGGGCGAGGACUCUAAAUCUAUACUCGAGAACUUCGGUAUUGCUGAUGCAGUUCUCAAUGAAGCUGAUUAUAGCGUAUCCGUUGCUGAAGCGCGCUGUUCAGAGGCCGAGGAUGAUGUGUUUCGCCAACUGGAGGCUGAAAAGAAGAAAGAAGACAAGAAGAUCCGGGAUGAUUUAAGAUUCAAGCUAGAGAGUGUAAAAGAAGGGCCGUUUAAAGUGACCGCCAGCAUUAAGGAUCUUCUCCGAUCUCUGGGUCACGAAACUGCCCCAGAACAACGGCCAACCAUGUCACGGGAGCCUGUCAAGCAGCCCAACAAUGCUGAAUCAUCAAGCCCCAGCUCCACCCCCAAGCCUGCUUCGGGCAAAAUCGAGGAAGAUUCUGAGCAUCAAGAGCGACUUCGAAAAGCAUUGGAGAAUGCGAAAAAAAGAAAUGCUGCGAGGAAGACCACAUGAAGAUAGACUUGUCACUCUUGAAAUCAGCGUUCCUUUGGUUACAUACACCGUCGAUACCGGCGAUGUCUUUGAUGUGUAGAUAGGAGCCUGUGCAGUGAGCCUUUUCUUUCUCUAU
Messenger RNA from Aspergillus saccharolyticus JOP 1030-1, 3952 nucleotides. RefSeq lists its product as uncharacterized. The record is from RefSeq and is a predicted model, not a curated record. The transcript has 2 exons. NCBI's taxonomy places the organism in Eukaryota, Fungi, Ascomycota, Eurotiomycetes, Eurotiales, Aspergillaceae. Bases 199 to 3837 code for a protein of 1212 amino acids.